AGGAUGCCUGCCAUAGAUGUGGGCGAAACGUCAGGAGAGAAUGCUUCUGGAACAUGGCCAUACAGCCCGAAAGACAUACAACAACCCUAAGCAAGGAAGGUUUAUAUAUAUAUAUCUGUGGAAAGUCCAGGGUGUGAGAAGAACUCUGUGUCAGUUGGAAAGCCAGUGUGAAUGUUGCAGCUGAUCACCUUAAGUGCAACAUUCCAAUGAACCUUUCCAAUGCUAAUUAAGGUGAUUAAAUGCAACAUUCACCCACAUGGCCCACAUGGCAGGCAUCCCCAGAGGUUGUGAGGCAUGCACUCUUUCCUUCUUUCUCUCUCUCUCUCCUUUCUUUCUCUUUCUCCAUUCAUCCAAUGCUUUUUCAUCAUUUCAAAAUGUAUUUGUUAUGCAAUGCUUUUGACACGAAAUAAAAAUUCUCUCUCUCUCUUCCCCCCUCCCUCCCUCCUUCUUUCUUCCUGGGGAGGGAAGGAGGGCAAUGGGUCAAGGCAAGCAAUUGGGGAGACCGGGAUGCGGAGAGUACUUUCUCCCCGGAAUAUUUCCAAGCGGGCAGAGCGAGCCCCGUGCCGGGAGGGUGGGGCCAAGGAGGGCCGGAGGCCAGGCGAGGAGACUGAGCAUGCGCGACACAGAAGACAGCCCCCCCCCCCCCUUCUAAGACUCGCAGGGCCGCUUUGGAUCUGGAGGAGGGUCAGGCUCCCUUCUCCGGGAAGGUCCCUGCACAGCUGAUGCCAGGCGCCCGGGAACGCGAUGGUGCUGGACUCCGGGAGGCGGCCCUUCCGCCCGCCCUCUCCGCCGCGCCUGGGGGUCUUCGGCCCAGACCUCCCCGGGAGGAGGAGGAGGAGGAGGAGCCCCCCGCCCAAGGGAGAGUGCCCCCCGGCCCCGUAUGACGGGCACCCCCCUCCGACCCCCUCGCUGUCGCCCUCCCUCUCCCUGGAGUCGGACUCCUCCUCCUCCUUGGCUCCCCCCGCCCACACGGCCCCCCGGGGAUGGAUGCGCCGGAGCGAGAGCAGCUGCGCCGUGAACCGGAGGGAGCCCCGGGGCCGGCUCCUGCGCAGCGCCAGCUCCCUGCCGCACCUGGCCAGGGACAAGGGCGGAAAGGGCCGGAGGAGCCCCUGCCUGCUGGUGGCCUUGCGCCCCACCAACCUGGAGCAGGAGAAGGCCUCCUUCUUCCGCUCCUCCUUCGCCUACAACCCCCAGUUCCAGUACGAGGAGCCACUCCCCACAGCCGUGCUCGACAAGUACCGGGAGGCCUCCGGGCAGUUCCUCCCCCAGGCGCUGCGCAUCAUGCAUGCUGUCCUGGACCGGUACGGCACCUACGAGGACUUUGAGGCCAUCAACGGCGGGAAGCUGCUCAGCAAGGGCCAGAUCUGGUCGGUCAUCCGGAAGUACCUGCAGAAGGAGGGCUGCUCUGGGGAGGUGGUGGUUCAGCUGACGGAGGACCUCCUCUCGCAGGCCGUGAUGAUGGUGGAGAACAGCCGCCCCACGCUGGCCAUCAACCUCUCGGGGGCCCGGCAGAACUGGCUGGAGGGGAUGCUGCGCCACGAAAUCGGCACACACUACAUCCGUGGGGUGAACAACGCGCGGCAGCCGUGGCACACCCCUGAGGGCCGGCAACAGUUUGGUCUGCAGGCGGCCAACCCCACGGAGGAGGGCCUGGCCAGCAUCCACAGCGUCCUCUUCCGCAAGCAGCCCUUCCUCUGGCGGGCCGCCCUCCUCUACUACACCGUCUACCAGGCCGGGCACCUCUCCUUCGUCGAGCUCUUCCAGCAGCUGGAGCCCUUUGUGCGCGACGCCAACGUGCGCUGGGAGUACUGCGUGCGGGCCAAGCGCGGCCAGGCCGACACCUCGGGGCCAGGCUGCUUCAGCAAAGACCAGGUCUACCUGGACGGGAUUCUCCGCAUCCUGAGGCACCGGCAGACCAUCGACUUCCACUUGCUGGCCGCGCUGGGGAAGGUCUCCUACGAAGACGUGGAGCGGCUGAAGGACCUCGGGGCGCUGGAGAAGGCCCGCAUCCCCCACUUCAUGCUGGACCUGGAGCGCUACAUGCAGCAGCUGGACCACAUUGUGGCCACCAACCGCCUGGACGAGGAGGAGCUGGAGCAGAUGCUGCCGGACUGAGCCCCGGCCCUUGAUGGACCCGCCCCAGAGCGGCCCAAGCUGCUUGCUUAUUCCUUACGCAUAGGGCGUCUCUGGAGGGCCUGGCGGAAGUUGCUUGCGUCGUCGCAGUUGACUGAUCCACCGAUGAGGACUUUUGUGGGGAAAGGAAACCCUGGAUGCCCUACCUCUGGAGUGGCUUAUUUAUUUAUUUGGGGGGAGGGCGAGGGGGUGGUGGGAAAGCCGAUUUCCCUGACACUCCUUAGUAUGGCACAAGCCAUCUCCUUUCCCUCCACCUGGCUUUGUCCAGACUUGGAGGUCCAUAGCGUUUUCCCCCUUUUCCGCUCUGCUGCACAGAGCACAUUGUGGGCUCAUAGACCUGGGGGCCAUCUAGUCCAGCCCCUUCCUAGCAGGCAGCGAUGCGCAGCAGAAGCCACUCCGCACGCCCUUUAAAAAAGCAGGGCCCACUGCCUUCCACACUUGCUCCAUCCUUGCUCCAUGCAUUCUUCUACAGCCAAGAAUUACGUGGGGCUGAAGCUGGGCUACAGGUUUGUCUGGAAGAGAAAAGCCAGUCGUCCAAGAAGGGAAGCUUCGUGGUUCUGCACACUGGUCCUCUUUUGGGGCACCUGGGAGUCUCCAGAGUGUAAAAGGAAGAGGCCACUAUAACUAGAAAUGUAAUCCAAUAAUCUAUAUAUAUAAAAGAGUGAUGGAAUCGUGGCGCCAAACAAAACAACAAAACUAAAAGCCCCCCAACCUCAAAAUUUGACAACACAACCCAUCAUCCACGCCUCUAGAUUGAUACAACAAAACAUCACGUCAAGAACCUCCACGGGGCCUUAAAAACCCAGCCGUGAGCCUGGUCCGAGCUGUGGGCGUUGUAUAAACUAUAAAACAGUAAUUUAUUUAUUUAUUUAUUUAUUUGCAGUAUUUAUAUUCCGCCCUUCUUUCUCACCCCGAAGGGGACUCAGGGCGGAUUACAAUGAACACAUAUAUGGCAAACAUUCAAUGCCAAAAGACAAACAACAUACAUUAGAGAGACUCAGAGGCAUUUUUUAAACAUUUUUCCAGCUUCACGAUUCCAGCCACAGGGGGAGCUGUUGCUUCACCGUCCAGUAGUGGCUGUACUUCCUCAUUCCUUUCCUCGUGUUUUGCUGGCAGUUUUAUGGUGUUGUAAAUUAGCCUCCCGCAUAAAGUGUCCCUAAAUUUCCCUAAUUGACAGGUGCAACUGUCUUUCGGGGCUGCAUAGGUCAACAGCAAGCCGGGGCUAUUAAUGGUCGGAGGCUUAACCCGACCCGGGCUUCGAACUCAUGACCUCUCAGUCAGUAGUGAUUUAUAGCAGCUGGUUACUAGCCAGCUGCGCCACAACGCGGCCCCGCAUACAAUUUCUAUGUAUGCUAUUGUCAUAGAACAUUCAAUGUACAGUCAAGGAUGAUAAAGAAUCAAAAUAUACUAAAUGCUUCACAAAACACGUCUCUAAACCAAGAUAUAAUCAGUGUGUUACCAACACACAUACAUUCAUAGAAAGUAGAACUCUAUAUUCAGAGUUUGUGAGUCCAAUGACCACCAGAGUUCAUGUUUCACAUGGAGGACUGUAUAAAUCACUAAUUGUGAGUCCACAUCUAAAAGUCCAAGUUAGUGAUUUUUUUUGUGAAGCAUUUAGUAUAUUUUGAAUUUUUAUCAUCCUUGGCUAUACAUUGAAUGUUCUAGAACAAUCUAUAUAUAUAAAAGGGUAAUGAAAUUUCGGCCUAGGGCAAAACAACAAAACUACACAUCCCAGAAACACUAAACUUGGCAGCACAACCCCUCAUCCAUGCCUCUACGUUCAUACAACAAAAAGCUCCAGCUACUCCAGAAAACGGCCAGGCUUUGAGACUGCAAGGCUAUUCACUGCUAUUCCACCUGGCCAACACAGGAUUCCCAUAAGCCACAGCAACGCGGGGCCGGGCAAAGCUAGUAGCAUAUAUAGAAAUUACUGUUUUAUAGUUUAUAUUAUUGGAUUACAUUUCUAGUUAUAGUGGCCUCUUCCUUUUGCAUUUCAGGGAAUCCCUUCUUUGUAUUAGUCUCCAGAGUGUGGCAGGAGACCCUCCCCAAACCCUUCUUUUCCUCCUCAGAGUGGGGGGAGGCAAGGCCAGAUGUGGAGCACUGGGCAACUGUACAGGGCAGCCGAACUGCCACGUGCUUGCAGGGCUUUCGAUGUAUCUUAGUGAGUCUGUCACGCUCAAGAAUGGAUGGACAUCUGUUGGGGGUGUUUUGAAUGCGAUUUUCCUGCUUCUUGGCAGGGGGUAGGACUGGAUGGCCCAUGAGGUCUCUUCCAACUCUAUGAUUUUAAGUACUGUAACAAAGAUCAGCUGAACAUUUGGAGGAGAAAAAUGAAAUGUGGACCUAUGAGGUUCGGUGCCUGAAAACAAAUUCCUGGAUUGCGCAGAAAGCUUUUUUUUUUUGGGAGGGACCCUGGACCUCCCGCGCCCUACAAUAAAACAUUUUGCAGCUCACAAAAGAGCGCAGUGCGA
This is a messenger RNA of Anolis carolinensis (green anole), 4601 nucleotides long. It is a transcript of the gene matcap1, whose product is annotated as microtubule associated tyrosine carboxypeptidase 1. The record is from RefSeq and is a predicted model, not a curated record. The coding region runs from base 745 to 2115 and encodes 456 amino acids. The transcript is spliced from 7 exons. NCBI's taxonomy places the organism in Eukaryota, Metazoa, Chordata, Lepidosauria, Squamata, Anolidae.